UCGUGGCGCCGCGCCUUCCGAACCUUCAUUUGCAUGUAGCCUCUAUAAGUACGCCGGCGGCUCGGGUGCACCCGGGUGCUUCCGGCGCGCGCGGUGCCCGUCUUUCUACUUGUUGACGUUUCCUCCUUGUCCUUUUCGUUAUGCCCGAGCCCGCCAAGUCCGCUCCGGCUCCCAAGAAGGGAUCCAAAAAGGCCGUCACCAAAGCCCCGAAGAAGGACGGCAAGAAACGCAAGCGCAGCCGCAAGGAGAGCUACUCCAUCUACGUGUACAAGGUGCUGAAGCAGGUCCACCCCGACACCGGCAUCUCGUCCAAGGCCAUGGGCAUCAUGAACUCCUUCGUCAACGACAUCUUCGAGCGCAUCGCCGGCGAGGCGUCCCGCCUGGCGCAUUACAACAAGCGCUCGACCAUCACGUCCCGCGAGAUCCAGACGGCCGUGCGCCUGCUGCUGCCCGGCGAGCUGGCCAAGCACGCCGUGUCCGAGGGCACCAAGGCCGUCACCAAGUACACCAGCUCCAAAUGAGUGCCGCCCGCCCCCGGGGCUCCUCGGCUGCCUUCUCCAAAGGCUCUUUUCAGAGCCACCCAACUCAUCAGUUGAAAGAAGC
Fukomys damarensis (Damara mole-rat) is the source of this 603-nucleotide messenger RNA. RefSeq names its product histone H2B type 2-E. The record is from RefSeq and is a predicted model, not a curated record. Gene Ontology annotation, molecular function: DNA binding; protein heterodimerization activity; structural constituent of chromatin. The transcript has a single exon. Gene Ontology annotation, cellular component: nucleosome. NCBI's taxonomy places the organism in Eukaryota, Metazoa, Chordata, Mammalia, Rodentia, Bathyergidae. Bases 141 to 521 code for a protein of 126 amino acids.